CCUUAAGACCCAAAACCCCAAGUUUCUUAUGGUAUCCAAAAACACGAACCCGGCUGAGGGAUUCUACUUGGAGCCGUCCGGAAUGGCUCUACCAGGACUCGGACCAUUCGCCACGACCACUGCAACUACGACCACGACCGCGACAACGGCGUCGACCACCGCUUCGUCGGAGGAUCUGAGUAAGAAGAUCCGAAAACCCUACACAAUAACCAAGUCCAGGGAGAGCUGGACCGAGCCCGAGCACGACAAGUUUCUCGAAGCUCUCCAACUCUUUGACCGUGACUGGAAAAAGAUUGAAGCAUUUGUUGGGUCUAAGUCAGUUAUACAGAUACGUAGUCAUGCACAAAAGUACUUUAUGAAGGUUCAGAAGAGCGGGACGAGUGAACAUUUACCUCCACCCCGGCCAAAAAGGAAAGCUGCUCAUCCAUAUCCUCAGAAGGCUUCAAAAAAUGCUCCAGUGCUCUUACAAGUGUCGGGAUCUUUUCAAACCUCAUCUGCUCUGCUUGAAUCUGGAUAUGUGUUAAGGCCUGAUUCCUCAUCAAUGCUUGGGAGUCCUGUAACUACUGCUGCCAUGCCAUCCUGGACGAACAACAGUAUGCAGAACCCUAAUAUAUCGCAUGGGACAAAAGGGCCAACAGCGACAAAUAACUGUUGUAGUAGCACUGAAAGCACUCCAAGAACACGACCUGUUGCUGAAACAACUGAUAAAGGAAAACAUAGCCAUUCAUUGAGAGUUCUGCCUGACUUUGCUCAAGUAUACAGUUUCAUUGGCAGUGUCUUUGAUCCAAACGCUAGUGGUCAUCUGCUGAGGCUAAGAAAGAUGGACCCUAUAGAUGUUGAAACGGUGCUACUGUUAAUGAGAAACCUGUCAAUCAAUCUGACCAGCCCCGAUUUCGAGGACCAUAGGAAGUUGCUGUCAUCGUAUGAGAUUGAAACAGACACAACUGAUUAUGGUGAUGCAGACAAAACCUUGUAUAGUGAGCAGUCCAAGACUGUUGCUUAGCUUGGGCAGAAGAGUUUUGUUACUUACGGUGUUGGCUUGUGCACAACCACCCAUCGUGAUGGUGCCAGAGGAAAGUGCGACAUUGUGACUCUUGAUAAUCUGCUGCACUGGUUUGCCUAUAGUGAGGUCUUUGGCUACAGAUUUUUGUGUUAUGUAUAUAUGUUAACAAGGAAAAAUAAAAGGAAUACAUAGUGCGGGAAUGUAUAGUUGUUGAAGUUGUUUUCUGAAGGCCGAUCCUGUAUAGUGUACUAAGUGUAGGUCUUCUUGUUGUCAAGUUUUGCUUUUGAUUAAUCUACUGAUAAUGCGCAAGGCGCAAUACCUAGCUAGUGUAUGCCAGUGUAAUCAAAUUAUCAAUCCUAUCUGGAAGCUAUUUAUUCUUGAUUUACUUCGUAUAAUAAUAUUUGGUUCUUCAUUGCUA
This is a messenger RNA of Corylus avellana, 1421 nucleotides long. Its product is annotated as Homeodomain-like superfamily protein. The record is from RefSeq and is a predicted model, not a curated record. Gene Ontology annotation, molecular function: DNA binding. Lineage: Eukaryota; Viridiplantae; Streptophyta; Magnoliopsida; Fagales; Betulaceae.